This is a messenger RNA of Lineus longissimus, 1728 nucleotides long. RefSeq lists its product as uncharacterized. The transcript has 11 exons. The record is from RefSeq and is a predicted model, not a curated record. The coding region runs from base 1 to 1725 and encodes 574 amino acids. Lineage: Eukaryota; Metazoa; Nemertea; Pilidiophora; Heteronemertea; Lineidae.
AUGAUCCAACAGCAGGAGACAGGGUACCAGUGUAAUGUUCGGGGACGAGGAUAUUGUAAUAUUCCUACUUCGCUGUCCGUUGUGUCACUCGUCCUUGACCUCCGUCUCGUUCUAUGGUCAGCUGAUUGUGCAACAAAGGCACCUGUCAACACUCAGAAGGCGCUUGAUGUUCCGAUUGACGUGACAAACGAGUGGACAAGCUAUGACAAUACGGGAGAAGAAGAGGUCUUUUCAGCGGUAGAGGCCUUGGUCAACAGUGAGCAGAACAUCAGUUUUGAUACUGAGAAAGAAGAGGUCACAGAUUUCAAUGCAAAGGAAAAAGAACUUACUGAAAUAGCAGUGAAUAAGACACCUGUCAACACUCAGAAGGCGCUUGAUGUUCCGAUUGACGAGACAAACCAGUGGACAAGCUAUGACAAUGUGGGAGAAGAAGAGGUCUUUUCAGCGGUAGAGGCCUUGGUCAACAGUGAGCAGAACAUCAGUUUUGAUACUGAGAAAGAAGAGGUCACAGAGUUCAACGCAUGUGCAAUAGACGAUGAACCUACUGAAACACCAGUGAGUCCGGCACCUGUCAACACUCAAAAGGCGCUUGAUGUUCCGAUUGACGUGACAAACGAGUGGACAAGCUAUGACAAUACGGGAGAAGAAGAGGUCUUUUCAGCGGUAGAGGCCUUGGUCAACAGUGAGCAGAACAUCAGUUUUGAUACUGAGAAAGAAGAGGUCACAGAUUUCAAUGCAAAGGAAAAAGAACUUACUGAAAUAGCAGUGAAUAAGACACCUGUCAACACUCAGAAGGCGCUUGAUGUUCCGAUUGACGAGACAAACCAGUGGACAAGCUAUGACAAUGUUGGAGAAGAAGAGGUCUUUUCAGCGGUAGAGGCCUUCGUCAACAGUGAGCAGAACAUCAGUUUUGAUACUGAGAAAGAAGAGGUCACAGAUUUCAAUGCAUUGAACGUCGAACCAACUGAAAGAGCAGUGAAUAAAGAAGGCAUAGUAGCAAUGCCGGAGGAUAUCAGAACGUCCACACCAAUUCGGGGCAAAGACAAUGGUGCAACGGGGCGAAACGAAAUGGAUGUGAACAAGAUAUCACAGGUUCGAGAGACCGACCCCCUCAACCUUGCAUUCGUCUCAUUCGACCAGGAUGUUGAAGAAACCGAUCAUCCCCACAAGCUAGAUACGCCUACUUGUACCAAAUCUUCCCCAUUAAUCGAGAAAGACGGGUCAGAUCCAUCAGCCGGUUAUUGUCAAGAUGGUGCUAAUCAAAAGCAAAGGGACCAAUCGCAAGGACAUGAAAUAGGAAAAGACACGUUCUGUUGUGGUAGUUGCGGGGAUCAAUUUCAUACUGUGGUGCAUUUCCUAAAGCAUAAAGAAAUUCCAUGCAAGCGAAAAGCGAACGAUGGGGCAUCUGCUGAAGCCAAUUCCAGAUCAAUGAUGGAAUCAAAAUCCGAACAGAAGAACAACACGAACGACGUCAAGGUGAAAUCCAAGAAAAGUAAAGAAAAUAGAUCAACAAUGUACCCAGAAGUCGCUGUUCCGAUAUAUCAGGCAAGAGCAGAUGGUUCUCGUGCAUACGACAAGAGACAGGCAUGUUAUUACUGUUGCCAACUCAUGUCUAAGAUGACCAGGCACCUUGGCUUGAGCGAUGCCAUUCGGAAGAAACAACAGUUGCCAAGGUUCUUGCCAUUUCGGACAAGGAUUUACGAGGAAAAGAGUUUGAACGUCUGAGGC